AAGCAGGACUGCACAGCUACAUAGGAAGCUUAAAGCUAAUCAAAAGGCUUCAUUCACCAAAAUACAGGGCGUGAUAACAACAGCUGCUCAAAGUUCAACUUCAUAGCUUCCAUGUACAAAGUAGAAAGAAUGGAAACGUCAUUCACUGUCUUUAACCUUCCAAAGGUGGAACUUCAUAUCCAUCUAGAUGCAUGCAUACGACCGGAAACUAUUUUGCAUUUUGCCAAGAAAAAAAACCUGCAGUCACCAUGGUUUCAAAAUCGUGAAACUCUUCUAAACCAUGUUGUUUGCACUAAGCAAGGAAGCCUCACAGAGUUCCUCUCCAAGUUUCAUAUCUACAUGCCAGCAGUGGUUGGUGAUCGUGACGCAGUGAGAAGAAUUGCCUAUGAAUUUGUAGAAACUAAAGCCAAAGAAGGCGUUGUCUAUGUGGAGGUCAGGUACAAUCCUCACCUCUUCGCCAACUGCAAGGUGGAUCCGAUCCAGUUUGGACAGAAAGCAGGGGAUCUCACUCCAGAGGAAGUGGUUGAACUUGUCAACCAAGGGCUGAAAGAAGGUGAGAGGGAUUUCAAUAUCAAAGCCAGGUCCAUUCUCUGCUGCCUGCGCCAUAUGCCCGAAUGGUCUCCGGAAAUUGUUGAGCUCUGUAAAAAGUAUCACAAUGACACUGUUGUGGCUAUUGAUCUUUCUGGAGAUGAAGGGCUAAAGAGUGAAUACUUUCCUGGACAUCUGCAGGCAUAUGAGGAGGCUGUUAGAAGUGGAAUACAUAGAACGGUACAUGCUGGUGAGGCUGGGCCAGCGUCAGUGGUGAAAGAGGCUGUAGAGCUACUGAAGGCUGAGAGAAUCGGACAUGGCUACCAUACCGUGGAGGAUCCGGCACUAUAUAAGAGACUGCUCCAAAUGGACAUGCACUUUGAGAUGUGUCCGUGGUCAAGUUACGUCACUGGCGCGUGUGACUCGGACUUUACAAAGCAUCCCCUAAUCCAGUUUAAAAAAGAUGGCGCCAAUUGCUCUUUAAGUAAUGAUGGACCCCUUCCCAUGAAUUCUUCACUGGAAACUGAUUAUAACAUUGCAAAGACUUACAUGGGAUUCAAUGAAGAGGAUUUCAUGCGGAUGAAUAUCAAUGCUGCCCGCUCUUGCUUUUUGCCUGAGGAAGAAAAGAAGCAACUGCUUGGUUUAUUGUACAAUGCGUACGGGAUGAUUGAUCUUUAACUGAUAAAUAUGAAAGCACCAAUGACCCGAGCAGCUUCAGAACACU
Molecule: messenger RNA, 1252 nt
Organism: Bufo bufo (common toad)
Lineage: Eukaryota; Metazoa; Chordata; Amphibia; Anura; Bufonidae
Product: adenosine deaminase-like
Exons: 12
Coding region: 112-1206 (364 amino acids)
Biological process (GO): hypoxanthine salvage; T cell activation; adenosine catabolic process
Cellular component (GO): external side of plasma membrane; cytosol
Molecular function (GO): adenosine deaminase activity
Source: RefSeq, a predicted model, not a curated record